This is a messenger RNA of Bicyclus anynana (squinting bush brown), 792 nucleotides long. RefSeq names its product 28S ribosomal protein S18b, mitochondrial (gene mRpS18B). Gene Ontology annotation, molecular function: structural constituent of ribosome. Gene Ontology annotation, cellular component: mitochondrion; ribosome. Lineage: Eukaryota; Metazoa; Arthropoda; Insecta; Lepidoptera; Nymphalidae. The coding region runs from base 173 to 730 and encodes 185 amino acids. Gene Ontology annotation, biological process: mitochondrial translation. The record is from RefSeq and is a predicted model, not a curated record. The transcript has 2 exons.
CUUAAAUCUGCAUUUGUCGUCUGUGGUGCUUAUAACCUAAAAAUUUAUCCGUGCCUAAAAGUAAAAACUUUAAUCAAAAAUAUUAAUAAAUUUGCUAAAAGUACUAAAUCUAUGCAUAGUAAAUUAGGCCAACUAAUUAAAAUUAUAUUAAAUUAAAUCUCGGUUUAACAAUAUGACAUUUGCAUUAAACGUAAUACGUUCCGUUAUUAACAGAGCAAUUUUUGCCGAUCUAAGAACAAUCCGCUUCGUUUCUGACCAAGCUGAUGAAUCUGAAGAACAGCAGAAACCAAUUGACCCUUCUAAAGAUAGAACAAAAGUUAUACCUGUUGAAACUAGUAUGAGAUACAUGGACAGUAAAGCUUUUAAACAAACUUACGGAGAUAAUCCAGUUUGGUAUUUAUAUAGACGCAAUCAUAGGGGUGGAUUUGCUCCAAGAAAGACUAGAAAAUCGUGCGUUCGCAAUGGGAUUAUAUCGACCGGUAACCCUUGUCCCAUUUGUCGUGAUGAGUACCUUAUAUUAGAUCCGAGAAACACAAAACUUCUGGAGCAGUUCAUAUCGGAAUAUACAGGCCAGAUUUUGGAUGCAUUCAAAACUGGCCUUUGCCAAAAGAAACACAAAGAAUUGUUGGUGGCGAUUGAACAAGCCUGGGACCAGGGACACUUGACAUACAGUGUACCAUUCAGGGAAUAUAACUACUCCCUCUACAACAAAAAUGUUGAAGCUAAUUAAAACAUGUACAACAAUAUGAUCAGUAAUAGUUUAUUAAAAUAUUAUUAGUUAGAAAAGUUAAA